Mytilus trossulus (common blue mussel) is the source of this 3736-nucleotide messenger RNA. Its product is annotated as hemicentin-1-like. The record is from RefSeq and is a predicted model, not a curated record. NCBI's taxonomy places the organism in Eukaryota, Metazoa, Mollusca, Bivalvia, Mytilida, Mytilidae. The coding region runs from base 317 to 2743 and encodes 808 amino acids. The transcript is spliced from 13 exons.
GGGCGGAACGAAAACGAUAUUUAUAUGAUUGUAAAAUAAAUAAAUUGAAAAUGCAUCUAUUACAGUGACUGAAGUUAAACAUAUUAUUAAUAAUUCUAUGAAGAGUACCGGUGCCUAUAGACUUAAUUACCCUAAUCAACAUCUGUGAAGUGUUGAUAAUCGGCACGAUCAGGUUACUUAGGUCAGGAAAUUUUUGAAGGGAGCCGAUAUAAUCAUUAGACAACACACUGAUAGGCAUUAAGUUUUCUCCGUUCUGCCAGCUUUCAUUAAAGGAUUUGUUUUUUGGCGGUAAACCACUUAUUCUUCCGAAGCAAUAAUGUUAACAUUAAUUAUAAGUGUUUUAAUUGGAAUAUUGAACGGUGUUUUGGGUGCACCAUUUUUAAACUACGAUUCUUUGACCAUUACUUCUAUAAAAGGAAAGCACGUUGUAUUACCCUGUGUCGUCAAAAACUUAGGAUUUUCUAGUAUUAUAUGGUUUUCACCGAGCGGUGGUGCUAUAGCUAAAGACACCCAUCUGUAUUCACAAGAUGAUAGAAUCUCUGUACAACAUCCUUACAAAACAGACUAUAAUUUAGUAAUAGACAACAUCCGGGAAUCUGACGCUGGGAUAUACAUAUGUAUGGUGUUAGGUGGACAAUCAGAGAAACAUGUCACUUUAAAAGUACAAUCACCACCAACGCUGGACGUACAAAGAUCUACACCAAAUCUUAAAAUAGUAAUGGAAGGGGAUACGUUAUCAUUAACAUGUGCAGCUACAGGGAAACCGGAACCUGUAAUCAGCUGGUACAGAACUGUAGAAACAGAUUCACCCGAGCAGACAAAAGAAGAUCUUGGAACGACUGGUACGGUUUUAUCAAUAAAUGAUAUUGCCCGAGAAGCGGCUGGAUCUUAUGAAUGUGUGGCAUCUAACAAUUUACCACCAAAUGUAUCCAGAGAAAUUAUAGUAACUGUUCAUUAUAAACCACAGAUAUACCCCCAGAAUGACCAAGUAACGAAGAAACCUGGUAAGACUGUUAUAUUCGAAUGUGUUGCAGAGGGGUAUCCCCUUCCUCAGGUUGUAUGGAGGAGAAAUGGAAACAUCAUAUCCAGAACCGAACCGUCGAACAAAUUUAGACAGGAUGUAUAUGAAGAUAAAGAUUCAAUAAUUUUGUCUCUACGAAUCAAUUACCUUGACGAUAAUGAUUUUGGUACCUACACUUGUGAAGCAGAAAAUAAAUAUGGAUCAUCAGCACACGAUUAUACCUUGGAAAAGACAGGAGCUCCUAAAAUAGCAGUUGCAUCUUCAUUAGUUCGUAAAAUGAAAAGUGAGAAUGGUGAUUUAGAAUGUAGAGUUCGAGGUUUUCCUUGGAGCGUUGUUUGGUUUAAAAAUGGAGAAAAACUUUCUACUUCAGCAAGCAGACGAUAUGCUAUUGAAACUUACCAAGAAGAUGACGUCACUGUGUCUUCAUUAACGAUUGUGUCGCUCGAGACUUCAGAUUUUGCAGUCUACGUGUGUCAGGCUGACAACGAAUUCGGAAGUGACGAGAUGGAGAUACGUUUGGAACAAAGUGUCAUUGAUAUAAGUGGACCAGUAGAAGGGAAAGUUGGAAAGGACAUCACACUGGUUUGCAACGCAACAUCUGAUACUAUUGGAAAAGAUGGUAUUGUGUGGCUCAAAAACGGACAACGAUUGGUUCAGUCUGCACGCGUCACUACGUCACGUGAUAUUAAUACAGAUGACAAAAGAAUUUAUAGCAAACUCUUCAUAAACAAGAUGAAACUUGGUGACAAGGGAACAUACACUUGUAGAACAUUGAAUCUUUUGGUUAAAUCUCAUUCCUUAAGUAUAACUCAGGUUCCAGACGAUUUUGUCAACAUAGACAAGUCUUUGUCGAGUCCUACAGACGUUAUAAGAAAAGAAAAUAGCGGUCCUAUCAAACUUAUGUGUAAAGUAGAAGCUUUUCCAAGAAUAAUGAUAUUUUGGUAUAAAUAUAUAGGAGAAAGCGACGGACGAAAGCAGUAUACAGAAAUAGCGUCUGGUGAUGAAGUAUUGACAUUUGACAGCCACAGAUCUGUGGCAGGGACAUACCAAUGUCGAGCAACCAAUGGGAAACAAUCUGAGGAAACACUGGAUAUUGAUGUAGACAUUCAAUAUCCUGUUAAAGUUUCAGUCUCCUCUCGUAGAAUCAAGAAAGAAAUCGGGAUGUCAUUAAUAGCUGAAUGCAAUAUAACAGGAAACCCAAUCAUUUACAACUAUUGGGUCUCGCCCAAAGGUCCCAAUUCUACGUUUGACCACACAUUAGACAUUGUACCUCACGAAAACUAUAUGACUAUGGCAAUGAAAAUAAUGAAAUUAAAUAUAGAAGAUUUUGGACAAUACACAUGUGUUGGUGGAAACCACCUUGGUCAAGACUCAGUCAGUGUUACAAUUUUACCACUUUUUGCCACAACUACAAAACCCAUGACAACAACAGAAAAAAUGAUAAAGAAGCCAACAACAACAAUAAUAAUAUUGACUUCUACAAAAGAGCCUAUAACACCGGUGCCAAUUAUUAUCACAACAAAGCCGAUGGAAAAAGUAACAAAGAAACGGAAACCCAAACGGACAACAACACCUGCCAUACCUACUGCAGAAACUGAGUAUAGAGAAGCAGACAAAGAACAAGUUAAACAAGAUAACCGAAACAAAAGUUCUGUUAUGACCACCAGCUAUAUUUUACUGACUGUGACAGUUGUUUUCGCAUUCCAAAAAUUGUUUUCAUAGCAGAAUCAUGUACAUAUGUAUGAGUGAAGAGGCAGCUUGCUGGUAUAAAUGUAGAAAAAAAAUUUACAGCCAAAGUAUUUGGAUUCAAUAAUUUCGUUUGCUAAUUAUAUAUUUUUAUCAAUUUGCAAAAAAGUUAAUCAAAUGUUAUGUUCCACAUCAGAGAAUCUGAAAUUAGGAAGUAAAUGAUUAUUUUUCUUUAUUCAUGUCAUAUUAUUAUUUUUAAAACGAACAAAAAAGUAGCUUAGAAAGAUACAAAAGAUAAGAGAAAGUUAUUGUACGAAUUGUGAACUAAGUAACACGUAUUUAGUGGUUAUUUCUAUUUCCUUUACGUAUAUAGUGUUUGUAUAGUAAUUUGGUUCAUUGUUUAACGAUGUUUUCAUUUAGUUUCUGUAUUAAUAAGAACCAUAUGUACACCGUAUUUUUUGUUGAGCUUUUGUUAUAUUAGACAUUAUUAGAAACUGCUAAAAGUUUCUGGUAGUCUAAUUUAUGUUCCUUUUGUUCUUAGAAACUGGUUCCACAGAAAUCAAAGAUUUUAAAUGUGUUUCUCAAACCAGUUUCGGUUACUUAUCCAACGUUCUGGUGUGGUUUGAUCUGUUCUUUUAUAUAUUUUUUUAAUUUGUUCACCGAUGUUUUAAUCUAAUAAUUUAAUCAUCACCCAUCUAAGCACGAAAUCAUAAACUGGAAGUAGCCCUACUGCUACUUGUACUCCGUCAUGAUCAUAAGUUUUCGUUACACGUUUUAAUCCUGAUCAAACCUAUACAAUUAGCUAUGAAUGAGAGUAAGAUUACGCACACGUGUUUAUGAGUGUAUUUAUUAUAAUUUAUGGAUACUGCAAAGAGACAUUCAUGACUCUCUAAAUUGUGUAAAUAGCAUCAGUUAGUUAUCAUUGUAUCUUCUUAUUUUCACUUUAAUUUUACCAUUUCUUAAUUGCUUAUUUAUGAGGUUUUAUAUUUGUUCUCUGAAGAGUUCUAAGAAAUAUAUUAGUUCAGACGA